Linum tenue is the source of this 2217-nucleotide messenger RNA. The record is from the annotation of a GenBank genome assembly. NCBI's taxonomy places the organism in Eukaryota, Viridiplantae, Streptophyta, Magnoliopsida, Malpighiales, Linaceae.
AUGGUGGUUGGCUAUCUCAUCAUCUUCGCUUCUCUGUUCUGCUUCACCGUGGCAGUUCCUGCAGAGAAUGCCUUGAAGACUUACCUAGUCUUCGUCGAGAAGCCUCAAGGCCUCGAUUCAUUGGAGUCAGAAAAUCUCGACAACUACUACCAGCAAUUCUUGCCGGUGACUACAGAGUUGAGCUCCGACGAGCCGCGGAUAGUCCAUUCUUACCGCCAUGUCAUCACAGGGUUCGCUGCCAAGCUCACUGCAGCCGAAGUCGAGACGAUGAAGCAGAAGCAAGGGUUCCUCUCGGCCCAUCCCGAGAGGAUCCUGUCCCUCCAGACAACAUACACUCCCAAAUUCCUGGGGCUUCAGCAGAAUACUACAGGGUUUUGGAACUCUUCAAACUACGGGAAGGGAGUGAUUGUUGGGGUUUUGGACACGGGCGUGACGCCUAAUCACCCUUCUUUCAGCGACAAGGGGAUGCCUCCCCCGCCCGCUAAAUGGAAAGGCAAAUGCGAUUUCAAGGAUGUUUGCAACAACAAGGUGAUCGGCGCCAGGAACCUCGUCGCAAGUGGGGAAUCCCCUGCUGAUGAGGUAGGCCAUGGGACGCACACUGCGAGCACAGCUGCAGGAAGUGCGGUGGAUGGUGCCAAUGCCUUGGGCCAAGGGUGGGGGACUGCUUCUGGCAUGGCGCCAAUGGCUCAUUUGGCCAUCUAUAAAGUGUGCGGCCAACAGGGCUGCGCAGACAGCGCCAUAUUGGGGGCAAUUGAUGCGGCAGUUGGAGAUGGCGUCGAUGUGUUGUCGCUCUCUCUAGGCGGGGAAUCGGCUCCCUUCUUCCAGGACGGAAUCGCCAUCGGUGCAUUCGGGGCGGUGAAGAAGGGAGUGCUUGUGAGCUGUGCAGCUGGGAACAGCGGCCCUGCUGCUGGGUCGCUGUCGAACGAGGCGCCAUGGAUUCUGACCGUGGGAGCUAGCACGGUCGAUCGUCAAAUGGGAUCGACCGUCCUGCUGGGGAACAAAAAGGAAAUGGACGGUCAAACUCUGUUUCAGCCAGAGGAUUUCCCUUCCAAGAUGUUGCCGCUCGUCUAUGCAGGCUCUGCUGCUAACUCCUCGGGAGUCUACUGCGCGCCAGGGUCGCUGAACAAGCUCGACGUCAAAGGCAAAAUGGUGGUGUGUGAGAUGGGAGGCGAAAUCAGGAGGCUCGACAAAGGAAUCGAAGUGAAGAGUCAUGGUGGAGCUGCAAUGAUCCUGAUCAACAAUGUCGCUAACGGCUUCACAACUCUAGCUGAUGCUCACGAGCUUCCGACCUCCCAUGUCAACUACGAGGCCGGAUUGGCCAUCAAGGCCUACAUCAACUCCACAUCAACACCAACUGCUAGCAUCAUAUUCAAAGGAACCGUGAUCGGCAAACAAGAAGCCCCCCAAGUGGCAUCCUUCUCGUCCCGAGGUCCGAGCCAGGCUAGCCCCGGGAUCAUGAAGCCCGAUGUGAUUGGACCGGGAGUGAGCAUUCUAGCUGCUUGGCCAGCUCCUGCAGAUAACAACAUCCUCAACAACAGUUCUCAAUCUACAUUCAACAUGAUCUCUGGCACAUCGAUGGCUUGCCCUCAUCUGAGCGGCAUUGCAGCUCUACUCAGAAGUGCUCACCCGGACUGGUCGCCAGCUGCCAUCAAAUCCGCCAUCAUGACCACGACCCACCUGACUCAAAUUGGAGGCAAGCCGAUCACCGACGAGCAAGGCCUCAUUGCUGAUAUGUUCGAUAUGGGCUCGGGCCACGUCAAUCCAGCAGGGGCAACUAACCCUGGGCUGAUUUACGACAUUCUGCCCGACGACUACGUUCCUUACCUGUGCGGGUUGGGCUACAGCAACGCGCAGGUGUCUACCAUCGUGCAGAAGAAGGUGGAGUGCUCGUCGAACCAAACGAUAUCGGAAGCUCAACUGAACUACCCAUCGUUCGUCCUGCAACUGGGGUCUCGGCCACAGACAUACACGAGGACUGUGACGAAUGUAGGGAGAGCUAAUUCUGUGUACAAAGCUGAGGUGCAUGCACCCGAAGGUGUUGGAGUGGAAGUGAAUCCUAAGGAGAUUGUUUUCGGUCAGUUGAGCGAGAGAGCAAGCUACUCGGUCACGUUCUCGGUGAAGAAUGUGACGAGUCAGAGGUUCGUGCAAGGGAGCUUGUUCUGGGUGGCUGAUGGGUACAGUGUCAAGAGUCCAUUUGGUAUCAUUGUGGACUACUAA